This is a messenger RNA of Pongo pygmaeus (Bornean orangutan), 2145 nucleotides long. It is a transcript of the gene ADK, whose product is annotated as adenosine kinase. The transcript has 11 exons. Bases 530 to 1567 code for a protein of 345 amino acids. Gene Ontology annotation, molecular function: adenosine kinase activity. Gene Ontology annotation, biological process: purine nucleobase metabolic process; purine ribonucleoside salvage. The record is from RefSeq and is a predicted model, not a curated record. Lineage: Eukaryota; Metazoa; Chordata; Mammalia; Primates; Hominidae. Gene Ontology annotation, cellular component: cytosol; nucleus.
UUUGCAGAUGGAUUUUGCAGGCUGUUAAAUCCCACUCCCGAAGACCUGCCCUGACAGCGCCUCUUUCCUAAGUGCUGUUAAAGGGACCUGAGCUUGCCGAGGUAGACAGUGGCCAUGUGACUGCUAAACCGGUUGCCAGAGGCGCGGCCAUUUUUGGGGUGGGCACCCAAUCUCUCGCCCUGUAAACUGCGGGGUGACGGGGACGCUGUUACCAGGACUCAAGAUGGCCACCGCGCCCGCUAGUCAGCUCGCUAGCCCGCGCGCCAGCGAGCUGGCACGAGACACGCGGUGGCCCGCGGCGUCUGGGGACGAUCUCCAGCCCUUCGCCCGGGGCGGAGCGCCCGCCCUCCCUCCAAUCAGCACGCCGGGCCGGCUCGCCAGGGGCCGCCCGCGCGCGGGGUGUGUGAGGACGCGCUCCCAGUCGCUGAGUGCCUGAGCCGGGAAGCAGUUGCUGUGGUACCUGCUGCUGCCGGAGCGGACGUAGAGCAUCGGACGCGGGCGCCGUGGCGUGGGGCAGGAGGGCGAAGCCAUGACGUCCGUCAGAGAAAAUAUUCUCUUUGGAAUGGGAAAUCCUCUGCUUGACAUCUCUGCUGUAGUGGACAAAGAUUUCCUUGAUAAGUAUUCUCUGAAACCAAAUGACCAAAUCUUGGCUGAAGACAAACACAAGGAACUGUUUGAUGAACUUGUGAAAAAAUUCAAAGUUGAAUAUCAUGCUGGUGGCUCUACCCAGAAUUCAAUUAAAGUGGCUCAGUGGAUGAUUCAACAGCCACACAAAGCAGCAACAUUUUUUGGAUGCAUUGGGAUAGAUAAAUUUGGGGAGAUCCUGAAGAGAAAAGCUGCUGAAGCCCAUGUGGAUGCUCAUUACUACGAGCAGAAUGAGCAGCCAACAGGAACUUGUGCUGCAUGCAUCACUGGUGACAACAGGUCCCUCGUAGCUAAUCUUGCUGCUGCCAAUUGUUAUAAAAAAGAAAAACAUCUUGAUCUGGAGAAAAACUGGAUGCUGGUAGAAAAAGCAAGAGUUUGUUAUAUAGCAGGCUUUUUUCUUACAGUUUCCCCAGAGUCAGUAUUAAAAGUGGCUUACCAUGCUUCUGAAAACAACAGGAUUUUCACUUUGAAUCUAUCUGCACCGUUUAUUAGCCAGUUCUACAAGGAAUCAUUGAUGAAAGUUAUGCCUUAUGUUGACAUACUUUUUGGAAAUGAGACAGAAGCUGCCACUUUUGCUAGAGAGCAAGGCUUUGAGACUAAAGACAUUAAAGAGAUAGCCAAAAAGACACAAGCCCUGCCAAAGAUGAACUCAAAGAGGCAGCGAAUCGUGAUCUUCACCCAAGGGAGAGAUGACACUAUAAUGGCUACAGAAAGUGAAGUCACUGCUUUUGCUGUCUUGGAUCAAGACCAGAAAGAAAUUAUUGAUACCAACGGAGCUGGAGAUGCAUUUGUUGGAGGUUUUCUGUCUCAACUGGUCUCUGACAAGCCUCUGACUGAAUGUAUCCGUGCUGGCCACUAUGCAGCAAGCAUCAUAAUUAGACGGACUGGCUGCACCUUUCCUGAGAAACCAGACUUCCACUGAUGGAAGAGCUGAAAAUACAAGCCCAGGAGUGCAGACACUGCCCUGAUUGCUUCCUGAGAAUUCCCAUAUUAAUAAGAAAAUUAUCUGCCAUUUUUUCCUACUAUAAUAAUGCUGAAUCUUAAUUUAGAGGGUACAAGGGUACGGUAAUGCUUGUAGAAUCUUUAUUAUCUCAACAAUCUAAAAAAUGAUGUUUAUUUCCAUAGUUUGAUAGUGCCACUUAAAUGCCAAUUAAACAAGAAUAUAACAUUUCAAUAGAAAUUUUUAUUUCAUUUUCAAUUACUUUGUAAAUUCAUGUGUAUUUAGUACACUGAUUUGUUUUUUUACAUUUCUGCUUUGAAUGCAGAUGCAAUUUAAUAUAAUAGGUUUUUUAAUGAAUUAAUCUUAACAUAGUAAUCUUUAGCUUUUUAUACAAAUAUAUUUAAUUUAGGAGUAUAUGUGUGUCUAUACACACACAUACAUAAAAUAUACCACAUAUAUACCUGAUAGUCAAAUAAGGUACAGAAAUUUUAUCUUGUCAAUUACGCCAAAUAAUGUCUUUAAUGUGCACUCAAACAUGUAAUAAACUUUGGAUAAUUAAA